CUCUCCCAUUGGUUGAGUCCAUCUCUUAAGUAACAGUCCCACGCGCUGCACUGCAGACUUUCCUCUCUCCUGAACUACUCGACUUCGCCCAUCAACUGUCACUCAAGGAAUUGUUGUUGUGUUUUGAGGAUGACGGGUACAAUGAGGUUGGUCCGGUCCCUGGUGAAGACGGCGGUGCGGGUGAACGUGCCCAAACACGUCGACCACUUCUCCAAGUUCUCCCCCUCUCCGCUCUCCAUGAAGCAGUUCUUGGAUUUCGGUUCCACCAAUGCCUGUGAGCGCACAUCGUUCGUCUUCCUGCGACAGGAGCUUCCAGUCCGCUUGUCCAACAUCAUGAAGGAGAUCGAGGUGCUGCCGGACCGGCUGCUGGCCACGCCCUCAGUCCAGAUGCUGCACAGCUGGUGAGGCACCGACAUGUCACUGAAGGGUUAUAUGACUUGCCAACUCAAGUCAAAAUAUUGUAUUACCUGAGCGUUUUUUCUUUAACCAAAAGGAAUUUAGUAUAAUAAAAAGUAACAAAAGUACAUUCCGCCUUUUUAAAGAAUGUUUCCAUGUUUUCACUUCCAAAGCACUUUCAUAACGGCUUUUUCCACACUCCGUUGUUAAGAGAGUGACGUUGUUGGCGAUGAACAGCCAACAACGUCACUCAGCGGGGCCAGGAUAUUAUCAGCUCUUACAUUACAGAGCAGGAGGAGGAGGAGGGGGGUUGAACUUUGUCCCAGUUCCCCAUCUAACCCCCGCCUUACUACUUCUUCCUCUGCGUCUGUCUCCUCGUCCUGCCCGCUUGCUGUUGACUU
This is a messenger RNA of Cyclopterus lumpus (lumpfish), 797 nucleotides long. RefSeq names its product pyruvate dehydrogenase (acetyl-transferring) kinase isozyme 2, mitochondrial-like. Lineage: Eukaryota; Metazoa; Chordata; Actinopteri; Perciformes; Cyclopteridae. Gene Ontology annotation, molecular function: pyruvate dehydrogenase (acetyl-transferring) kinase activity. The transcript is spliced from 2 exons. Bases 130 to 405 code for a protein of 91 amino acids. Gene Ontology annotation, biological process: regulation of glucose metabolic process; protein phosphorylation. Gene Ontology annotation, cellular component: mitochondrion. The record is from RefSeq and is a predicted model, not a curated record.